GAUUCAUACUGCAUGUUGAGGACACACUUGACCGGAUCUGCUCAGAACCAGCUCGGGGCCUCCCACGAUCUCCCACGACCGGUCGAUGAUUAUCCAAGAUAACUCGUCACUGCCCUCGGUCUUCUUGCCCUGCGAUCGAGCUCCUCUACCCGAACAGGCCGCAUGGCAGCUCUUCUCUCGGCGUAAGCUCUCGAUGAGCGUGGGACGCACGCAAUGCCUCUCCCACCACGGUUAUUUUCUGGUGACGAAGAGCUAGGAAAAAAGGAUGAUGACCACAGACGGGGAGGCAGGACGCCAAUGGGGCUUGCCUGGCAGCAUCGACGAAUACCCCAUGGGCCACAUCGGAGGACUUUGAAAAGGCUUGCUUUGGGUAUUCUUGCAUUCAUCGUACUCUACUAUUUUUUCAAGAAUAUGCCAACGGACCUAGAGAAUCCAAGACAGAGACCGAACUACGGCUUCCCUGCUGGUCCAAAUGCACCUCCACCAAAAUCACCCCAAGGCGAAGACUCGCGGUCAAAACCCGGCCAUGAAGGAACAGCAGAGUCUGUGGCACACGAUUUCAACGGCCCUAUUAAGUUUUACCACCUUGCCUCGACCCUGCAUGCAGUUUCUAAGACGAGAGGCGCGGAAUUGAUAAAUCACAACGUCCUCUUCGCCGCUGCCAGUUUGAAGAGUGCCGCGAGAUUACUGCCCAUUGCUUGCGAUAUGGCUAUUCGAGAGAGAAACUAUGUACAUUUUGCGCUUCUGGGAAGGGAUGACAUUUCUAUGGAUAUUUUGAGAUCGGUCAAUGGCAUAACGAAGGAAUGCAAGAUCAUAUUUCAUGAUGGACGGCCGGACUUUUCUCUUCACAGCACAGAUUUCCGGAUGGAGGUCGCGGCCUCGGCUGCUUUUAAUCACAUUAACACCUUCAUACAUCCGCAAGCAACGUUCGUUGAUGCAUCUGGGGAAGAGGAGAUAUGGUGUCUGAAGGGUAUUAAGGAUCGUGCGGUUACUGCUGGGAGGACGGUAAUCGACCUUCCUGGAAAUGCGGAGCAAAAUCUAAUGUGGAUUACAAUGCUGGACAGUUCUUCACUGAGUUCCUGGAAUAAGGUUACCAUUGAUAUCGUUGUUCAUGCUCAGUCAUCGUCUUCUGGAUCUCUGAUGAGAUUGCUGAACUCUUUAAAGAAGGCCGAUUUCUUCUCCUCCGCCCCACCACGAUUGACAAUCGAGCUCUCACAUAAUAUCGACGAACCAUCCCGCCAAUACCUUUCACGCUUCAAGUGGCCACCAGCCGCACAAAACACUGGAAGUCUACUUACAUUGCAUCACCGAAUUCCACAACACGGACUUUCAGCAGAAGAGAAUUCGAUCCGAAUGCUCGAAUCUUUCUGGCCUUCUGAUCCGUCUACGUCACACAUUCUUGUCCUUUCUCCUCAGAUAGAACUCUCGCCAUUGUUCUUCCAUUAUCUGAAAUAUAGCUUACUCGAAUUCAAGUACUCUUUCAGCAGAAUAGAUUACCAGCAGAAUCUCAUGGCUCUCAGCCUUGAUAUUCCGUCGAAUUAUCUAAACGACUCGACUUCAUUCGUUCCCCCUUUGACGAAUAUAACCAAGGGGUCAAAUAUUAUUGCCAAAGGUAUUAGUCCUUUUCUAUGGCAAGCUCCAAACAGUAAUGCUGCAUUGUAUUUUGGCGAGAAGUGGGUUGAGCUGCACGAUUUCGUUGCACAAUCUCUUUCGUCUGAGCAUGCCUUACCGACCCCGACAACAUUGAAUAAGAAAGAAGUUAGCAAAACGUAUCCUUCAUGGCUUGAACAUGUCUUGAAACUUGCCCGAGCUCGCGGGUACUGGACGAUAUAUCCGAAUUUCGAGGAUUCGGAUUCCCUGGCAACGUUGCAUAACGACUUGUAUCAACCUCCUGAGGAGUAUAGAGAGGAAGCUGAGGAAGAGGCUUCAGACGGGGAAUUGACUGCUGAUCCGGCGAAGCAUUUGUCGCUCAAACAUGCCGAGACUGCUUUGAUUACAAAAUCUCUUCUGAGUAUGUUGCCAUUCAAGGGAGAACUGCCUAAGAUUGCGGGUAUGCCUUUGUUGAGCUGGGAUGGGAGCCCGACCACUGUAGAAGAUCUUAAGCAACAUGCUGUUGAGUAUUCCCGCGUAUUUAGAAGAGAGAUUGGCGGGUGCGAUGAGGGCGCGCCUGAGAAGAUCCAGGAAGAUUUCAGGGCCCGCGAUUUGUUCUGUUUACAUGAUCUAUGAUGUACAAAUUAUAUACCACAAUGUAUAAAUGAAUUAUCAUCAAUGCUCGUUUAAGG
Molecule: messenger RNA, 2282 nt
Organism: Hyaloscypha bicolor E
Lineage: Eukaryota; Fungi; Ascomycota; Leotiomycetes; Helotiales; Hyaloscyphaceae
Exons: 3
Coding region: 214-2226 (670 amino acids)
Source: RefSeq, a predicted model, not a curated record